AUGACCCUUCGUCUGAUCAUCAUAGGUACUCGCCUCCAACAUUCCCAUCCAGACACGUUCAGCUUUUACAUAAAACCCAUCAUCCACACGAUUUCGAGCCACGUUCUUCCUGCUCGAUUCAUUUUCUGCUUUUCCCCAGAUACCCCUCCAACUUGA
Molecule: messenger RNA, 156 nt
Organism: Colletotrichum costaricense
Lineage: Eukaryota; Fungi; Ascomycota; Sordariomycetes; Glomerellales; Glomerellaceae
Exons: 1
Coding region: 1-156 (51 amino acids)
Source: RefSeq, a predicted model, not a curated record